Grus americana (Whooping crane) is the source of this 1995-nucleotide messenger RNA. RefSeq names its product transcobalamin 2 (gene TCN2). Lineage: Eukaryota; Metazoa; Chordata; Aves; Gruiformes; Gruidae. The record is from RefSeq and is a predicted model, not a curated record. Gene Ontology annotation, biological process: cobalamin transport. The transcript is spliced from 11 exons. Gene Ontology annotation, molecular function: cobalamin binding. The coding region runs from base 43 to 1404 and encodes 453 amino acids.
CUGUGCCGUGCCGUGCCGUGGCCCCCACCGCCCCGCUCCGGCAUGUGGCUGCUCCUCGUCCUGCUGCAGGCUGCCGUCCUGCCCGCCCAGCCCUGCGAAGCCCCAGGGGAGGCGGCAGCAGCGGCGGUGCGGGUGCUGAGCGCCCGGCUGCUGGGGCUGGCGGCGGACCCAGCGCGGGACCCCGACCCCAGCGUCUACCUGGCGCUUCGCCUGGCCGACGACCACGACCCGCGCGGGGAGGAGCGGUACCUGGCGCGGCUGCAUGACGCCUUCCAGCACCGCUACGGCCGGAGCCUGCAGGCAGCCGGCUGGCCCCACGCCGCGUCCCACGGCCACCCCCAGCGGGACGCCGCGGCCGCCGAGCACGGCACGAGCGCCGAGGCGGAGUGGCCGGAGACGGGGCGGCUGGCGCUGUACCUGCUGGGGCUGCGGGCCGCCUGUCCCCCGCCGGAGCCCGGUCCCCAGCGCUCGCUGGUGACGUGGCUGAAGUACUACCUGGAGGAGGACUGGGCAGGCUCCCGGCAGCACGGCCACCCCCUCACCAGUUACUACCAGUACGGCCUGGGCGUGCUGGCGCUCUGCAUCCACCGCAAGCGGGUGCGGGAGGAGGUGAUCCGCCGGCUCCUGGUGGCUGAGCAGCACGGCAGGUUCGGGCACGCCGGCGGCAGCGCCGUGGACACGGAGGCGGUGGCGGCGCUGGCCUUCACCUGCCUGGAGCGGGAGCGGUCGGUGGGGGCCAGUCUGGCGGCAGAGCUGCGGGCGGCCGCGCGUGGGGUGAGGAGGAGGAUGGUCGAGGCGCAGGGCCAGGACGGCUUCUUCGGCAACGUCUACAGCACCCCGUGGGCCAUGCAGGUCUUCAUCGCCACCAAGGCGUGCCGGACGCAGCCGGCAUAUGGCCGGGCCAUGGCUGCGCUGUUGCGGAACCUGGACGCCUUUGCCACCGCCGCGACCAUGGCCCAGGCGCUGCCGGCGCUGCAUGGCCGCUCUUACCUGGACAUCGCCUCCAUGCACUGCCGGGAAGAGGCGGACACGCUGACGGCCAUCGGCCCCGAGCCGCCGCCCAAGCUGCCAGGGAACGUGACCGUGCGGCUGGUGGUGGAGUGCCCCGAGCUGCGGUGUCCCCAGCGCCGCCUUUACGACCAGCCGGUGCCCGUGCCCGCCGGCGCCUCCCUCCUGGACGUGCUGAGGGUGGCCGCCGCGCAAGGACCCCCUGACUUCACGUUUGACACCCAGGAGACCCCCCAGGGCCCCUUUCUGAGCAGGGUGCUGGGGCUGGAGGCCCGGCAGCAGAAGCGGAGCUACUGGCAGCUCCUGAGUGCCCCCAGCACCAGCCUGCAGAUGGGUGUCGCCGACUACAGACCUCACGACGGGGAGAGCCUCAUCCUGCGCCUGAGCCGCUGGUAGAGGGCGGGGGGGCGAUGGCGAUGAAACACCCGCCGUGGGCGCGGGACCCGCCGGCUCCCCGCGUUACCGGAAAGCGGCAAAAGAAUUCACUCUCUAAGGCUUAUCUGGAAGCUUUAGACAGCAGGCAUUCUUUAUUGCAGCGCUGGGUGCACGGGGGAGAACUCCACCUGAGGUGCACACCCAAAAGACAAAACUAGCAAGUAUUUAUCCAAUGUUCACAGACAUAUUCAGUAUCUUUCCCAGUAGUGCUUAUCACAGGCAGGGAUUUUCCGGGAACUCGUUAGCGUAUGCUAAUGUCUGUCGCACGUUUGUUGGCACCUCCGGGUGGUGGUCGGGGGUCUUCAGGCUCAGCCCUGGUAUCACCUACACCUCAUCCCUCAAGGCCGGUUUUGGGAUCACCUUGUGACUCUCUUAUCUUUGCGCAUCUGUUCUUCCAAGGCCGAGCUGUUUAAAAUGAGAUCGUUCCAGAGCUCCUUAUCUUCCAACUAAUUAUGUUCUAAGUGACAAUGGUUUCCCUUUUGUUUGGUUACAGCGAUUGAGCAAUGGCUCUGAUUGCUUGAAUUGAUCUUAAGAUUUCAAUAUUCACAGGUA